Messenger RNA from Mesorhabditis spiculigera, 1929 nucleotides. The record is from the annotation of a GenBank genome assembly. NCBI's taxonomy places the organism in Eukaryota, Metazoa, Nematoda, Chromadorea, Rhabditida, Rhabditidae.
AUGGCCACGAAGCACAAUGCCGUCGGCAUCGAUCUCGGCACGACCUACUCUUGUGUCGGUGUCUUCAUGCACGGCAAGGUCGAAAUUAUCGCCAACGAUCAAGGAAACCGCACCACUCCCUCGUACGUCGCCUUCACCGACAGCGAGCGCUUGAUCGGAGAUGCGGCGAAGAACCAGGUCGCCAUGAACCCACACAACACAGUCUUCGAUGCCAAGCGAUUGAUUGGCCGCAAGUUCGAGGACUCUGCCGUCCAGUCCGACAUGAAGCACUGGCCCUUCAAGGUCGUCUCCGCUGAAGGAGGAAAGCCCAAGAUCGAGGUCGACUACAAGGGCGAGACCAAGACCUUCACUCCUGAAGAGAUUUCCUCCAUGGUGCUCAUCAAGAUGAAGGAAACAGCUGAGGCCUUCCUUGGAUCAACCGUCAAGGAUGCCGUCGUCACUGUCCCUGCCUACUUCAACGAUUCUCAGCGUCAAGCCACCAAGGAUGCCGGAGCCAUCGCUGGCCUCAACGUGCUCCGAAUUAUCAACGAGCCUACCGCUGCUGCCAUCGCUUACGGUCUCGAUAAGAAGGCCAGCGGCGAGCGCAACGUCCUCAUCUUCGAUCUUGGUGGCGGCACCUUCGAUGUGUCGAUCCUCACCAUUGAGGAUGGAAUCUUCGAAGUCAAGUCGACCGCCGGAGAUACCCAUCUUGGAGGAGAAGACUUCGACAACCGCAUGGUCAACCACUUCAUCGCCGAGUUCAAGCGCAAGCACAAGAAGGAUCUCGCCUCGAACGCCCGUGCCCUCCGCCGUCUGCGCACCGCUUGCGAGCGCGCCAAGAGGACCCUUUCUUCUUCGUCGCAGGCUUCGAUCGAGAUCGAUUCCCUCUAUGAGGGCAUCGACUUCUAUACCAACAUCACUCGUGCCCGCUUCGAAGAGCUUUGCGCUGAUCUCUUCCGCUCUACCAUGGACCCCGUCGAGAAGUCUCUCCGUGACGCCAAGAUGGACAAGUCGUCCGUCCACGACAUCGUCCUCGUCGGAGGCUCCACCCGUAUUCCCAAGGUCCAGAAGCUCCUCUCGGACUUCUUCUCCGGCAAGGAACUCAACAAGUCGAUCAACCCCGAUGAGGCCGUCGCGUACGGAGCUGCCGUCCAGGCCGCCAUUCUCUCCGGAGACAAGUCUGAGACCGUGCAAGAUCUGCUCCUCCUCGACGUUGCCCCGCUCUCACUGGGUAUCGAGACAGCUGGUGGCGUGAUGACUGCCCUCAUCAAGCGCAACACUACCAUUCCGACAAAGACAUCGCAGACCUUCACCACUUACGCCGACAACCAGCCCGGUGUGCUCAUCCAGGUCUUCGAAGGUGAACGCGCCAUGACCAAGGACAACAACCUGCUCGGCAAAUUCGAGCUCUCCGGAAUCCCGCCGGCGCCCCGUGGUGUGCCACAAAUUGAGGUCACCUUCGACAUUGACGCCAACGGCAUCCUGAACGUGUCUGCCACCGACAAGUCGACCGGAAAGGCCAACAAGAUCACCAUCACCAACGACAAGGGCCGUCUCUCGAAGGAAGAGAUCGAGCGGAUGGUGGCUGAUGCCGAGAAGUACAGGGCCGACGACGACGCCCAGAAGGACCGCAUCGGAGCCAAGAAUGGACUCGAGUCGUAUGCUUUCAACAUGAAGCAGACGCUCGAGGAUGAGCAGCUCAAGUCGAAGCUCUCGGAGGAGGACCGUCAGAAGAUCGAGUCCAAGUGCGAUGAGGUGCUCAAGUGGCUCGACUCUAACCAGACCGCCGAGAAGGACGAAUUCGAGCACCAGCAGAAGGACCUCGAGGCCAUCUGCAACCCAAUCAUCACCCGCCUCUACCAAGGAGCUGGUGGUGCGCCGGGUGGAGCGCCAGGAGGAGCCCCUGGUGGCGCCGGACCCGCUGGAGGACCGACCAUCGAGGAAGUCGAC